Sciurus carolinensis (gray squirrel) is the source of this 3222-nucleotide messenger RNA. RefSeq names its product DnaJ heat shock protein family (Hsp40) member C14 (gene Dnajc14). Gene Ontology annotation, molecular function: dopamine receptor binding. The record is from RefSeq and is a predicted model, not a curated record. Lineage: Eukaryota; Metazoa; Chordata; Mammalia; Rodentia; Sciuridae.
ACGGGGCACUAACAGAACUGUAAGGCUAGACACGUGUGCAGAGGGGACCCAGCAGGGUCUGCGUGGGGACGGGGGAGUGUCGACGUCGACCAAAAGGCUCGGUAUGCAAAUGAGAUGCAAAAUAGCAUGCAGACUAGGGCAGUGUUCUGCUGCACUCUGCUGUGGUUCUUAGUCCAGCAGAGCUACGCUCGGAGUCCCCGGGCCUCGCUCUGUGACACAGUGUGGGAACCGUGUCCAGAGGGGGGCGGGUCUGGGGCGUGGGAGCUGCAGUUAAAAGGGGCAGCUCGCCAGCUGGGUCAUGAGCGGGGGAGGUCGAGGGCUGCUGAAAAAGGAGGGGCAGCGCUGCAGAGCCAGGGCUGCGGCUACCCCGGGAUAUCCUCUCUUUGGCUUCACUUCUGCAGGAUACAAAGGAGCCUCUGUCCUUACUACAGCCGUCAGGGAAGGUAUCAAGGCGGUGGCUUCUCAUGGCUCCCCGUUUUGUCUGCAAGAAAAAUGGCCUAAGGGCGGCCUGGUAGCUGUCCUCUAUCUCCCAUCUGGGCAAAGCCUAGGAAUACAGCCAGAGAAACUCUGAGAGUCUGUCCCCAGCCUGCAGGCAUUGCUGCAGAGCCCACAUACUUGGCUUCCAGAGACUCAACCUGUGGGGACAGCCAUUCCAGCACGCGGAGGGCCCUUUAAGGGGUGGGGCCAAUGCUCCGUAGGGCCGCCUCCGAUUCGACUCGGUGCUAGCUGGACUGGCUCGCACCUCUGCCAACCGUUUUUUCUUUUUCUUCCCGUCUCUUCCCGGGUGACCCCGGAAGUGGAAGUAAGCUCAGGUCGGCGCCCGCGGCGGGGACGGAAGGCGGAAGCAGAGCGUGAACGGGAGGCGGAGCCGGGGGAGCUGCUCUCGUAGCUCCCCCUGGCCCCAGGCCCAGCUGCUCGAGGGGGAGGAGUUACCGCCGCUCUUCGGCAUCAGCACAUAAUAUAUGAUGGCUGUGACCUAAAAUCCUCAGGAAGCCCUGGGGUCAUGGCCCAGAAGCACCCUGGAGAAAGAGGGUUGUGUGGAGCCCACCAAAGUGGUGGUGCCUCUCUCAGAACUUUAGGAUCCUCCGCGGACCCUGAAAUACUUUCAUUCUCAGGACUCAGGGACUCAGCAGGGACUGCUCCUAAUGGUACCCGCUGCCUCACAGAGCACUCUGGUCCUAACUACACACAGCCCCCAAACCCAGCCCACUGGUCGGAUCAGCAUGGCCCCCCAAGGGGUCCAGGACCACCUAGGGAAGGAGAGGACCCUGAUCAGAGUGAAGCAUCUUCAGAAGAGUCAGGAGUGGACCAGGAACUCUCAAGAGAGAAUGAGGCCGGGUACCAAGAGGAUGGGAACCUCUUUCUUUCCAUUCCAUCUGCUUGUAACUGCCAGGGAACCCCUGAUCCUGAAGGGCCAUAUUCUGAGCGAGGAGAUGGCUCUUCUAGCAACUUUUGCCACCAUUGUACCUCUCCAGCCUUGGGGGAAGAUGAAGAGUUGGAAGAGGAAUACGAUGAUGAAGAAACUCUUAAAUUCCCCAGUGAUUUUUCACGUGUGUCCAGCGGAAAGAAACCCCCAUCUCGAAGGCAGCGGCAUCGCUUUCCAACCAAGGAGGAUACUCAGGGUGGCCGUAGAGAUCCCAGGUCCGCUGGUCGACAUCGACUGGGCAGGAAACGAAGUCAGGCAGAUAAGCGCAGAGGCCUGGGAUUGUGGGGAGCAGAGGAACUAGGUCAACUUGGACAGGCAGGCUUCUGGUGGCUGAUUGAACUUCUGGUAUUGGUGGGAGAAUAUGUGGAAACUUGUGGCCAUCUCAUCUAUGCAUGCAGGCAGCUGAAAGGCAGUGAUCUGGACCUUUUUCGAGUUUGGGUGGGAGUCUGGGCAGGGAGGGUGGGGGGCUGGGCCCAGAAGUUCCAUUUUCUAAGCCAAGGGCUUUACUAUGGGGUUGGACUGUUAACCCGUUUUCUUAGGUUACUGGGUGCUUUGCUGCCUGCUCUGGCCCUCUUUUUGGGCUGUCUGCAGUUGGUGCAGUUUCUGGUGGGACUGGGUGACCGUUUAGGCUGGAGGGAUAAGGCCACCUGGUUCUUCUCUUGGCUAGAUUCUCCAGCUUUGCAGCGUUGCUUGACUGUGCUGAGAGAUAGCAGGCCAUGGCAGCAGCUGGUAAGAAUAGUUCAGUGGGGUUGGCUAGAGUUGCCUUGGGGCAAGCAGAGGACUAAUAGACAGGGGAAUGCACCCGUAGCUAGUGGACUAUGCCAUCCUGAAGAGGAAGUGGCUCGACUCUUGAGUAUGACUGUUCCUGAGGAUGAGUUAAACCCUUUCCAUGUGCUUGGGGUUGAAACCACAGCAUCAGAUAUUGAACUGAAGAAGGCCUAUAGGCAGCUGGCGGUGAUGGUUCAUCCUGAUAAAAAUCAACAUCCCCAGGCUGAAGAGGCCUUCAUUUUGCGGGCAGCUUGGGACAUUGUCAGCAACCCUGAAAGGCGGAAGGAAUAUGAGAUGUAAGAACGGAUGGCAGAAAAUGAGUUGAGCCGGUCUGUGAAUGAGUUUCUGUCCAAGUUGCAAGAUGACCUCAAGGAGGCGAUGAAUACUAUGAUGUGUAGCCGAUGCCAAGGAAAGCACAGGAGGUUUGAAAUGGACCGGGAACCUAAAAGUGCCAGAUAUUGUGCUGAAUGUAAUAGGCUGCACCCUGCUGAAGAAGGAGACUUUUCAGAAUCAAGCAUGUUGGGCCUCAAGAUUACCUACUUUGCACUGAUGGAUGGAAAGGUGUAUCUGUUUUCAGAGUGGGCUGGAUGCCAGCGUGUCGGAAUCUCCCCAGAUACCCACAGAGUUCCCUAUCACAUCUCAUUUGGUUCUCGGAUCCCAGGCACCAGUGGUCGCCAGAGGGCCACCCCAGAUGCCCCUCCCGCUGACCUUCAGGAUUUCUUGAGUCGGAUCUUUCUAGUACCCCCUGGCCAGAUGUCCAAUGGGAACUUCUUUGCGGCUCCUCAGCCUGGCCCUGGGGCCACUGCAGCCUCCAAGCCCAACAGCACAGUACCCAAGGGAGAAGCCAAACCGAAGCGGCGGAAGAAAGUGAGGAGGCCCUUCCAACGUUGAAGCCCCUUCUCUUUUUUCCUCAAAUCAAUGUCAGGGAGUCAAAGGGCUGUGUACAGCACAGGAUGGAGUUUGAUUUGAUUAUUUUUAAAUAUUUUAAAAAGGGAAAAUGUUAAGCUUAAAUUGUUCAUCAGUACUCA